UGCAUCAAGGGGACGUAAGCAAAUAUUAGGCCAUUUACCAACCCAUGUGGCAUCAUAUUUGGUUGUUGUAUUCAUGAUCGCCAUAUAAAAAUUGGCCACACAAUUGUGUCUGUUUUAAUUUUCUUGAUGAACAUUUACAAGCAUGUUUGACAGUGAACUCAACAAGGCGAGAAAAUCGUAAUAAAGAGAAUCAUGGCUUCCAUGGGGUAUGUAAUGAGCAUGAGAAUUGACCUCUCUUUUCCCUCUCCAGAUUUAUUUACUUGGUUUAUAUGUUUAUUCCUGUUUCAAUUCAAUAGACACAAAAGAAUAUGGCAUCAGGAGCAUCCUUGUCUCCCUUGCUGUUUUGAGAUUAAAGAAGUAGCAUUUGGGAAUUAGCACCAAUCACUGAAAUUUCCAACUCUAGAUUCCUGGAAUGAUGUUUUUUCUUGCCAUUUGUUUUUCUUUACUUGCUGCUUAGCCUCUAGAUUUAUGCCAAUAGAUUAGCAUGCAUUGCCCACAUUGAUGUUGAAAUGCAGUUGUUUUCUAAACACAAAAUAUUAGAUAGCUACAUAAGAUCUAAGAGUUAUGGUUGAUAGAGGAUACCAACUGGAUUAUAGGGGAGUGGGGAGGCAAUAGGUGUACAGCUCUCAUGCUCUGUCUUCGUUUUCGAUUUUGGGUUCCUCACCAAAAUGGUAGGUAAAGUGCAUGUCGCCGCUCUCAUGACCAUAAAUUUAAAGAAAUCACAGUUGGUUGUCUGAAAACGUUACAAGAUUAUCAUAAAGAAAUCAGGUCGAUUCACAUUGCCCUCACAUGCAUACUGGAAUGAAUGGUCAUGAUUUCUCUCAUUCUUCUUAUAAAUAGGAUACACCAUUGGCUGACUUCAACAUUUGCAGAAAGCAAACACUAAAGAUGGCAGGCUUAUCUUCACCUGUUGCCCAGCACCGUAGCAGGUCCAUAAGCUUGCCCUUCAGGUUACAGCCCGGUUCCCUUAAAGUUGAAGCCAGGGUACACAAACUGAAAACCUGGGAAGCAUCAUCACUUUCCACAAUAGUUCCUUUGGGAGCUGAGACUCUUCAAACUGGUCUGGCUGGUCUGGCUGGUCUUGCAGAAUUGUACAGUUGUGUGGAGGAACUCAUUCACUAUCCCCUCGUCCAACAAACUCUUUUCUACAACCGACAUGGAAAACUAGUGGAAGGGGCGCUGGACAUGUCUGUUGUAUUGCUAGACAUGUGUGGCACUGUGAGGGACUUAUUCGGUAUGAUGAAGGAACAUGUUCAGGACCUUCAGUCAGCCUUACGGAGAAAGGGUGGAGAUUCAAGCACUGUUAGUAACGUCAAUGCAUACAUUUGCUUCAGAAAGAAGGUGAAGAGGGAUGUAGCCAAGUGCCUUAGAACACUGAAGCAAAUGGCGAGCAAAAUUGGUUCUUUUCCUCUGAUGGAUGUACAUCACCAUCUUUCAGUGGUGGUUCAGGUGCUUAGCGAAUUAAGCGCCAGCUCCAUCUCUAUCCUUCGGUCCCUCUUGCUAUAUCUGUCUUUGCCAGCAAUGAAGACAAAGGCUAGUGGGUGGUCAUUGGUUUCAAAGUUGAUGCAAGCGGGGUCACUGGCUUCUGGGAGAAGCCAGGAGAGCACCAAUGAGGUAGCAUGUGUUGAUUUUGCACUGGUCUCCCUCAAUAGGCAUAGCCGGGGCAGCAACAAUAUGGUUGAUCUGCAAAUGACACAAAGGAAAUUACAGACACUUGAUAUUAGGAUUCAAGAUAUUGAAGCUGGAUUAGCUUGCUUGUAUAGACGCCUAAUCCAGCAUAGGGUUUCCCUCCUAAACAUCCUCACUGUAAAGACAUAGAACUGCUAUAACUCUAAUUUUAACGAGCAGUGAUGGUCAUUUUCUUCUAAUAGGAAAGGGAAAUUUCCCACGUCAGUUGCAGAAUUGUAUAGCAAAUUCU
This is a messenger RNA of Vitis riparia (riverbank grape), 1918 nucleotides long. RefSeq lists its product as uncharacterized. The record is from RefSeq and is a predicted model, not a curated record. The coding region runs from base 889 to 1818 and encodes 309 amino acids. The transcript has a single exon. Lineage: Eukaryota; Viridiplantae; Streptophyta; Magnoliopsida; Vitales; Vitaceae. Gene Ontology annotation, biological process: shoot system development; root development.